Molecule: messenger RNA, 1080 nt
Organism: Pediculus humanus corporis (human body louse)
Lineage: Eukaryota; Metazoa; Arthropoda; Insecta; Psocodea; Pediculidae
Product: transcription initiation factor IIA alpha chain TFIIA p30, putative
Exons: 5
Coding region: 1-1080 (359 amino acids)
Biological process (GO): transcription by RNA polymerase II; transcription initiation at RNA polymerase II promoter
Cellular component (GO): transcription factor TFIIA complex
Source: RefSeq, a predicted model, not a curated record
AUGUCUCUAAGCCAAUCAACUGUGUUACAACUCUACCACAGUGUUAUUGAAGAUGUUGUAACAAAUGUAAGGGAAUCUUUCUUAGAUGAUGGGGUUGACGAACAAGUUUUACAGGAGCUAAAACAAAUAUGGGAGUCUAAGUUGCAAUCUACUAAAGCUGUAGAACUAACUCCCGAACCCCAAGAACCCCAAAAUGUAGGUAUGGCAAGAAGUGGUGGUAUUAAAUUAGGUGGUGUAAAGCGACCUGCUGGUCCAUCAGGAGAUGCAGAAGAACAUAGUAGUAAUCAAGCUAUUGCAACUGAUGAUCAAUCCAUAGGAGCUUUUCGUUCUGAAAAACUUUUCCCAGUUCAAAUUACUUUGCCUGCUCAGCAGGGAUCUGGAGAAACUGGUCCAAGAGUUUUGACCAUUCAAGUCCCUGAAUCUGCAAUUACUGGAAAUCAUUUGCAAGCUGUUUUAACUGGACCCCUUAUUGGUGCAACACUAGCUCUUCCUACUGCAUUAGCCACAUCAGUUCUUCAGCAACAUGUAACUGCUGCUCUUAGAGGUCAACAAACGGGAAGUUUGCUUGCUUCCAGGCCCUUUAAUGUUCAGCAAGAUAAUAGUACAGCAAGUCAAGUAGAUGGAACUUUUGACUCAAAUUUUUUAAAAUCAUUACCAUUAGCCGAUAAAGGUCCAGCUCAUGUUGUAGUAAGAACUGGUCUUUUUAAAUAUUCAAUUGAAACUGUUACAUCUUCCAAAUAUCCAGAGUCUGUAAGGCAAGUAGAUGGAGGGAUAGACACGUCAGAUGAAGACGAUGAUGAUAUCGAUGAUGAAGAAGAAGAAAAAGAGGAGGAAGAAGAGAAAGAUGAAGAGCCGGAAAAUUUAGAAGGAGCCGUUGAAGAGGAGCCAUUGAAUUCUGGAGAUGACGUGAGCGAUGAAGACGUGUCUGAUCUUUUUGACACCGAUAACGUUGUUGUUUGCCAAUUUGAUAAAAUUACAAGAAGUAGAAAUAAAUGGAAAUUUUAUUUAAAAGACGGUAUUAUGAAUCUUUCGGGAAAAGAUUUUGUUUUUCAAAGGUCUAACGGAGAUGCCGAAUGGUAA